AUGACGGUUACUGAAAAAAUCCACCUUGAACAAGAACAUCGCAAGCGUUCCAACUUACCCCAUAUACGGGGUAAAGCUGUUGAGGAUCAUCUUCAAGGAAAGAAACAUCAACGUCUGAUUGCAAUCCAGGCUUCAAGACAAAAGCAAGCAGAAUGUAGUAUAUUUGUUGGGGGACUUACCAAGCUCGUCUCUGAAUUAGAGCUCACAGAUUACUUCUCCAAAUUUGGCCCUGUUGCUCAGGUCAUUGUAGACAAGGAUAAGGGAAAGUAUGCCAUUGUAGAGUUCAGUCAGAGAGAUGAUGCAGAGAGGGCAUCAGAAGAAGAGAAACAGAAGAUGAAUGGAAAGAAGAUCACAAUUAGACCUAGAGAACAUAAACCUUUAACUCUCAAAGGCAAGCAACAAACUUCUGCAGGGAAGAAAGCCAAGACUGCCAGAGAUAAAGAGAUGGAAAAUAUCUUGGAAGGACUCCUGGAAGCAGAAGAUGUUUCUUCUCAAAUGAUAGCUCUUGUAGAGGAAACCUGCCUUGAUCAACCUGACCUUCAGCUUAGGUAUCUCAUCUGUGAUUUACUUCAAGAAGUCUUUGUGGAAAUGUUCCCUAAGUGUAGAGUCUUCCCUUAUGGCUCUUCUGUCAGCAGGUUUGGGGUUAAAGGUUGUGACCUUGACCUUCAGAUUGACCUUGGUCAAGAUGACCAGCAGUAUAAGUACCAAUUUGCUUCAAUGUUCCCUAAUGAUGAUGUCAUGGACACCAAUGAAGAAAUGGAUGCUGGUCCAUCAAACUCUGAUGUCCAGUCUAGUGAAGAGCCAGAUACAAGUAAAAUGACACAUGAAGAUAUUCUUCAAGUCCUAUGUCGUUUGUUGAAGCAAUGUGUGCCAUCCUGCCAGCAUGUUAGGGUAAUUCCUAGUAGUCGUAGACCCGUCAUCAAGUUUAUUCACAAGGAGUCUAGCUUGCAUUGUGACUUGUCUUUAGAUAACAGGUUGGCUCUAAGAAACACUGAGCUCCUUCACUUCUACUCUCUGCUAGAUGACCGUAUAAGACCGCUCAUAUGUUGCCUUCGUCAGUGGUCAAAACAUCAUCAGCUGUCAGGGAAUCCACAGGGUCCAGGUCCUAGAUUGACUAACUAUGCUUUGACACUUUUAGUAAUUCACUACCUUCAGAACACACAACCACCAUUGCUACCAACUAUUCAUCAACUCAAAGAACUUGCAGGUCCAGAUAAGAGUGUGAUCCUUGGAGGAUGGGACUGUUCUUUCACAACAGAUCCAUCAAAAUUCAGUUGCCUUGACAACACAGAAUCUCUAGAAUCACUGAUGAAGGGUUUUUUCUGCUUCUACACCAAGUGUGACUUCGCUACUAGUGUACUUUGUCCUGUAUCAGGCACCAUCAUCCCUCUCACCCAGUUUAAGACUCAGAUGACUCCAGAUUCAUCAUCCUCUAAAGAGUUCAAAGUGGGGCCAUUCAACAUUCAAGAUCCAUUAGAGCUAACACACAAUGUUGCCAUGAAUGUCAAUGACAAAAUUGCAGUUAAGAUGCGAGAGGAGCUGCGCAAGGCCAGCUUGACCUGUAUCUCAUUGAGGUACAGGAAGCAAGGGGAGGAUCCAGAAACAGGUAAGAUACCACGAUGGGGGCUCCUAAGCCUCCUGGAAGAGAGAGAUGGAGGAAGGAAGAAAGCAGAAGGUGGAGCAUCAGUUGUCAUCCCCUUGAAAAUGAGCCAAGUGACUCCUGAGUUUAUUAAGCAAUUUGAGGAUGCAAGAGAUAUGAAAUGGGCCUGGUGUCAACAUGCAGAGAAAUUUGCUAUGGGCCUGAUCGAAGAUGUGCUUGGGAUUUUAUGUUCUGAAGAAUCUCAGGAUGAUCAUACCACUGAAAUGGAAGAUGGUGUUCACUCACUACAACCGCCACAAGAAAUGAUAGAGCAUCCUGAAUCUUCUUGCUCAAACAGUGAUUGCCACACUAGCACAACAAAAGACAUUCAGUUGAGGGAUACAGUAAGUGAUGAAGAUAUUGAACCUUCACGGAAGAGACAAAGGAUUUCUUCCAAUUUAGAUGAUGAUGAGCAUGAAAUGUCUAUGACCUCCAGUAGUAGCAUGAACUCUCCAGCUGUAAUCACAUCCCCAGGAUCCUCUACAUCUCCUGCUACCAACCAUGAUGGCAGCACAAUCAGCAAGGUCAUUCAGUGUAAAGCCAUGCAUAAUGUCUGGGUAGGCCGUAGGAAAUUACGACGUAAACUCCAAACAGAGAAACCAUGGGGAGAUGCACCAAUUGAUGAGCUCAGCAAAGAAAAGCUUGUUACUCAUGAGAUAAUGAAGUCCUCUACAACUCCUUCUACCCCCCUUACAGAGUUUAAGAUUGAAUUCAGAAGAAAGCUAGCAGCCGAUUGCACACUUGUCAUUAUAGCAUUUCAUACUUCAAACAAUGAUGUAAAUGCAAAGAACUUUGCACAUUUUUAUGAUGAAUUUGUUGCUAGAAUGCUGUGCCACUUGAAAGUAUGAUUUUAUUUAGAUUACUUAUUGGUGCAUUUUUCUUCACAGGAUAAUGAAAGCAUGUCUUGUUAUGUAUUUCAAAAAUACCACUAUGCAUGUACUUGUUACUUUCAAACAUGUUAUACAGUUAUACAAAGCAGCUGUACAAAGACAAAUAAUAUGUCUCUAAAUGUGUUUUGUGUGUUUUAACUUGAUUAAAAAGGAAGUGUUGUCAAACAAAUGUUUCUGAAUGUAACAUGACAUGACAGGUGAAAGAAAAUAGAAUAACAAAUCAUUUGAUGAUACCUUAGUACCUUAACUACUUAUCAGUUAAUGCCCCAAAAUCGUAUUUAGAUACUCUGUCAGGAGUAUCCAAAUGUGCAUACUUUUGCUGAGAGGCAAGCAACUGAAAGGAAAAGCUCUGGGAAUUUGUCCUUAUCCAGCAAUUUUAUUCACUUGAUUGUGCUGAAAAUAUUUUGUUUUAAAACAGUGUUUUCAUUCCAUAUUUUAUAUGGUUCCAGUCACGCUAAGUCUUAUCUUAAAUCUAGAACUUUUCAGUGGUUGAAAGAGAUAUGACUUUUCAGCUAAAAUUUUUUUUUUUUUGUCCAGUAUUGUCCUAAUUACAGACUUGCCCACUUUAUCAUUCAUUGCAAAAAUUACAUGUAUGUGAGGAACAUAAGGAAAUCGUGUAUAGAAUUAAACAUCUUGAAACUUCAAUCCUAGUAGAUUUUUUUUUUUUAAAUACAUUUGAUGAGUAAAGCUUCUGGUUGCCAUGAAUCCUGGUUACUUUGUAAAUAUGAUCUACAUAAACCUGACUCUAAAUGUAUGUCAUAUAGUGUAUGGAUGAGGGCCGUAAAAAAAAUCAUGUCAUAAGAAUCACUGUAUUUUUCACAUUGUCAAAAUGUGAAAGUGUCAGGAAUUGCCAGACCUAAUUUUCCCUAUAGAUUGUGGUGUUAUAUUCUUAACUGAGAACCAUUUCAUGAAUUGGACUCUUGAAUCAUAAUAUAUCUUGAUAAUACCAUUAUAUUAAAAAACUUUAAUAUUUCUGGUUCUUUAUCUUUCCGUCUGACCAUGAUGCCACAAAAGUGAAUUAUUCCAGCUUCUGCAAGCUUCUUUUAAUAUUGUAGAACCACUAGCGUAACUACGAGUCACAACCCAUGCAAAAACGUAUCUUUGCCCCCCCCUGACGGGCUUGAAAAACCUUUUUUGCCCCCCCUGACGAGCUUUAAUACCUUCAAUGCCCCCCUGACGAGCUUGAAGACCUUUUUUUUUUUUUUUUUUUUUUUUGCUUGUCAAUUUUUUUUUCUGGUACGAAUUCCUUUAUUUGUGAUCGAAGACCUUUUUUUUUUUUUUUUUUUUUUUUGCUUGUCAAAUUUUUUGGCAAGGUACGCCACUGUGUAGAACUUUUUAAUUUAUUCAAUUGUUAAAACUUUAAAAAUAUUAUAAAGAGUGUCAAUAAAAUUGGUGAAGGCUGUAUGUUUGGGUAAGUGCUAAAUUUUGAAACAUUUUAGAGAUGUAAUCAUGUUUUAGAGAUGAAAUGUUUGCCCACGUUGGAAAAAAAAGAGGGUAAUGAGAAAGAUGGAUCAGGCCAUUAAGGAAUUGGUAUUGAAUUGAAGUUUCUUGUCAUGUUCACAUUUAUCAGUUUUGUUCAGUCUUAAUCAGUCUUUUUCAUCGGAUGAUCAUGAAAUAUUCAAGGAGAUUUAUUCUUGACUAAAACCUUCAGAAUACAUUCCCUGCUUUGCAGAUUUGCCAUGAAGAAUUAAUUUAAGGGGGAACUGUAGAUGUUAUUAUUGAGUCUUCUUUGAUUACUUCUUUAUUUCUUUAUUUAGGUCUACAAAAUGAUUCAUAUCAUCUCUUUAGAUUUAUUUCUGAUUUUGUUUUUGAGAGAUAAAAAUAUCUCAGAAACGUGGUACAUUUACAAAUUGUUCUACACUACGCUUUAGGCACACAUACUUGUAUGUGGGCCUGUCAUGGUCUAGUGGUUCUGACUCUUGCCUUUCAAACAGAGGGUCAUGAGUUUGAAUCCUAGCCAUGGCGUGUUUUCCUUCAGCAAGAAAUUUAUCCACACUGCUGCACUCGACCCAGGUGAGGUAAAUGGGUACCGGCAGGAAGUAAUUCCUUGAGCACCUCGCAAGGUGGAUACGUGCGCUAUACAAAUCCUAUAUUAUUUUGUAUUAUUAUUUUUAUUGAAAUACUAACUAGAGUAUAUCUUACAUCUGGAGUGGGGUUGGGGCUGCCAACAAAAUUAAAAAAGAUGAUGAUUAAAUGGAUCCAAUUUUUUUUAACUUUCAAAUUAUCAAUUUAUAAAUGCAAAAUUUUAUGAAAAUUUUCUUUGUCAACAGCCAAUCAAAUGCUGUUUUUCGGAAGCUUAUAAGCAUAACUUUGAUGAUGUCACACUCAUACAUGUAACGUUUUUAUCCAACAUUGAAUCGGGUUGCGCUGCUAUGUCAGGGGAUACAUGUAUGUGAAGCCCCUAGAAUAUCAAUAACAUGAAGAAAUAGGACAGAAAUCUAUUGAUUCAUUAAAAAUGUUAGAUACUACUUUCCAUUUGAACAAAAUUAUGAAUACUCUUUUUGUUUAAAUUUAAGUAUCUUCCAAUCAUUUUUUUAGCUAACCCUGACUGUUCUGCUCUUAUAGUAAAUGAUAGCAUACACUGAGCAAUGUCCUUUUUCUCUUGUGUUAUGUUAUGUUCUACCCCCCAAUCAGGGGUCACAUUCCUAAGUUACCCAUGUAAAGAAGUGGGUACCUUGUAGGAGAUGAAUUCUUUAUUGGUCAGUGUCUUUAGUUCUAUGUAGUUAGGGAAUUACUUAAUUGCUUAGAAAUACUUCUAUUCCUUCUAUAUUUCUAUGUGACUGCAUAGGGGAGAGGGAGUAAAAUUAAUUAUACGUACAUACUUUUGUACAUGCAGGUGUAUUUCAGUGGGGUUUUUUUUCUCAUAAACACAAAUUUACUGUUUAUGAGGGUGGAAUCAUAUGCUUCCUCAUAACAAGCCUAACCACAAUUUCUGCAUUGAAAAGCAAACCUUUAUUUCUGGUAAUUGCAUGUAAAUACAUUUUAAUGCUUACUUUUAUUCCCUUUUUGCUACUUGGACGAGGGUAUUCCUUUCCUGAAAAGGAAGAUUUGAUUCAUCUCCUGUCAUAGAUGUUUUAGUUUGUCAUUUAUAAAUAAUGAUAUUUUAUAUGCCUUGUUUAUCAAAUUCUAUUAUUUUUCAAUAUAACCCAUCGUGACGAAA
Molecule: messenger RNA, 5689 nt
Organism: Lytechinus pictus (painted urchin)
Lineage: Eukaryota; Metazoa; Echinodermata; Echinoidea; Temnopleuroida; Toxopneustidae
Product: speckle targeted PIP5K1A-regulated poly(A) polymerase-like
Exons: 8
Coding region: 1-2487 (828 amino acids)
Cellular component (GO): mitochondrion; nuclear speck
Molecular function (GO): RNA binding; poly(A) RNA polymerase activity
Source: RefSeq, a predicted model, not a curated record